ACACACUAAAUAUAGGACUAACGCCGGGCCUGGCAACUGCUAGCUUACGGCAUCGUUUCCAGAUCUAGACUACUAGACUAGUCUAGAAUCUAGUCAACUAGUAGAUUCUAGGUCUAGUAGAUCUAGAUCUAGCAACUUGAUCUAGGCCCUAACUAGUGUUACCAACUACAUCUCUGCAUCUUCUCCCUUGGUACUACUAACUACUAAACUACUAGAGAAGUAACUUAAGUCUAAGUUCUGGAGUUGGCCAUUAUGGCAUGUUAGCUACAUCCAGAGUAACAGGUGCCAUUUAGUCCAUGCAGCAAAAGACCUUUUUGUUUUACGCGUGAUUUCUCCUGAUACGAAAUGACCAUUCAGAGAGUCGCCGCCCUUGUCUCAACCAGCUGGCUAAAACAGAGAUUAGCCCAAGCCGGAGCUGCCUCCAAAGGUCAGUUACGUGUACUGGACACCAGCUGGCUACCAGAGCCCCAUGUUGACGGCUACACAGAGUUCUACAAGAAGGGCCACAUAGAAAACUCUUACUUCUUUGACCUGAAGAAACUCAGUAAGAAAAGACCCGACUCUCCUAUAGAUUGUCCAAUUCCAGACUCCAACUUGUUUCAGGAAUAUGUUGAGAGCUUCGGCAUCAACAACAACACACACGUUGUUGCGUACGACAGUCUGAAUUCCCGCUCCAGUAUGAGAACCUGGUACUUGUUUCGUUUGUUUGGGCACGACAAGGUCUCCGUGUUGAAUGGAGGGAUGACGCAGUGGCUUAAAGACGGGAACCACGUGACACAAGUAGAACCCAGACCUGCUGAAAAAUCCGUGUUUUCCGUCAACCUCAGAAGUGAACUUCUCAAAGAUUUCAAAUCCAUGAUGAAACUUGUUCAAAGUCAGGAUGUCCAGAUAAUUGAUGCCAGACCAGCCGCUCCAGGUUUUUACACAACAGACGACGAUCCUUCCGGAGGGCAUAUUCCAGGGUCUAAAAACAUCCCGUUUCCAACGUUGUUCAAUGAAGACAUGACCGUGAAGUCUGAAGUGGAGCUACAGCAGCUGUUUGAUGCUGCGGGGGUUGAUCUAACGAAGCCGGUCGUGGCCACAUGCCAGAGAGGAAUGACCGCAUGUGCCGUGGCCUUGGCUGCCCACAUCCUGGGGAAGGUUGAUGUUCCUGUGUACAACGGCUCGUGGUGUGAGUGGAGCGCUGUAGCUCCAGCUGAAUAUCUGGUCAAAACUAAACAAUAAGCUGAAUAUCUCGUCGAAACUAAACAAUAAGCUGAAUAUCUCGUCGAAACUAAACAAUAGGCCCCAGUUGAAUAUCUCGUCAAAUCUAAACAAUAUGCUCCAGCUGAAUAUUGUUAAUUAGCUUUUAGUAUAUCUCAUAACUUUACAGCUGAAUAUCUAGUCAAAACUAAACAGUAUGCUACUACGAAUAUUGUUCAUUAGCUUUUAGUAUAGCUCAUUACUUUUCAGCUGAAUAUCUCGUCAAAUCUAAAAAUAGGCUGCCCCUGAGUAUUGUAAAUUAGCCUUAAGCAUAAUUAUUUUUCAUCUGAAUAGCUCAUCGAAAUUAAAUGGUAGCUCGGUUGUUUUAUAUGGGUAAUCUUGUUAUUUUAAAUUUUACUUGUGGAUUUUUGCAAAUUUGAUAAUUCAGAGUUAAAAGGUUAAAAGUUUUUUUUUGCUACUCAUAUUUGUAUGUUUCAUGUUGACAUUAUUUUAAAAUUAUUUGAAACUUGGUUGUGUUGGAGAUAAUAAUUCCAUUAUUCGAUACCCUUUGGUCAUUCCAUGUCUCUGUGCCAUGUAUUGGUUGGAUGUGUGAGUGUGUUAUCUCCCUGUAGAUGUGUAGCAUUUUUCGUACACCUUGCAUGAGACUUGAGGGUCCAGAUUUACCAGAAAAAGAACCUGACUUGAUAUUUUCACCCAGUAUUUUAUAUAAGAUAAACAUUUAUCAAAACACACUUACAGUAUUAUAUUUCUCUAAUCUACUGCCAAUAGCUUGCUUUUUACCGGUGAGUAUUUAAUCUAGCCGUAAACUUUGAUCUGUUACUUCUUUAAUUAUGUAUGCUAAUGCUUGGAUGAGCUUUUUGCUAUAUUCCACCAACACGUAUUUUUUUUUUGCUUGUGAUUUUCAAAGGUUUUCUAAAUUCAUGAAGUUUUUCUGUGGUAAUUAUAUGCUGGUAUUUCUUUGACAAUUAAGAUUCCAGCCCUUGUGCCUUAAGUUCAUUAGCUUUAUAUAUAUUAUUGCUAACAUAUGAUGUUACCUGUUCCUAUUGUUAAUUAACUUUAAACAUAUUUUAUUACUGUUGAAUUGUGGUAACUAGUUAAACAAGUUUUUACUGCUGAUAAUCAAACAUAUCUUGUUACUUUUCCAUCCAUGUUUAUAUUGCUGUCCAAGCUUCUGAUAUUUUUACUUGUUCAUUAAUUUUUUAAUACUC
This is a messenger RNA of Physella acuta, 2411 nucleotides long. Its product is annotated as thiosulfate sulfurtransferase. Gene Ontology annotation, cellular component: mitochondrion. The record is from RefSeq and is a predicted model, not a curated record. Lineage: Eukaryota; Metazoa; Mollusca; Gastropoda; Physidae. Gene Ontology annotation, molecular function: thiosulfate-cyanide sulfurtransferase activity.